GACGCUUGGGGGAAGCCCUCGCGAGACUCGCGGGGCCGCCGCCGGUGCGUGGCUGGCGCUGGGGGCACGCGGGGUGCGGGAGCGCGGUCACCGCGCGGCUCCCUCCGCAGCGCCGCGCCGCACCGGGGAUCUCGCGGGAUUUCCGGGGGAAGUCUCGCGCGAUUUGGUCGGGGGGGCGGCUGGGAGGGCUGAGGGGGGCUGUGCCCCGCCGCCAUUUUGGUUGCUAGGUCUGUCCGCCCGUCUGUCCGCCCAUCUGUUUGUCCCCUCUGAGCCCCCUCCUGCCCGAGAAUGGGGAAGGCAGCGAAAAGGAGGCCUAAGGCCUCCGCGCCCACCCGGGGCAAGGGUUCCGCGGAGUCAGCCAUGGCCAUGGUACGGAGCAACCCCUUCGAGGUGAAGGUCAACAGGCAGAAGUUCGACAUCCUGGGCAGGAAGACCAAGAACGACGUGGGGCUGCCCGGCGUCUCGCGCUCCAAGGCCAUCAAGAAGCGUACCCAAACAUUACUGAAAGAAUAUAAAGAAAAAGAAAAGACGAAUGUGUUUAAAGAUAAACGUUUUGGUGAAUAUAACACUAAAAUAAGUCCAGAGGAAAAGAUGAUAAGACGAUUCACUUUGGAAAGACAGCAAAAUUAUGGAAAGAAAAAUAUCUAUAACCUUAAUGAAGAUGAAGAAUUGACUCACUAUGGCCAGUCUUUGGCAGAAAUUGAAAAACUGAAUGAUAUUGUGGAUAGUGAUAGUGACACAGAAGAAAGAGGAACGUUGUCAGCUGAGUUAACCGCUGCUCACUUUGGAGGGGGUGGAGGCCUCCUUCGUAAAAAAGCAUCAAGUGGGCAGGAAGAUGAAGAGGAGGAAAAACCUAAAUCUAGAAAGGAACUCAUAGAAGAGUUGAUAGCCAAAUCUAAACAAGAAAAGCAAGUGAGGCAAAGUCAGAGAGAAAGUGCAUUAGAACUCACAGAAAAGCUUGACAAUGACUGGAAAGAAAUCCAAACCCUUAUGGCUCGCAAAACGCCGAAGUCAGAAAGAAAGGACAAAGAGGUAGAAAAACCCAAGCCUGAUGAAUAUGAUAUGAUUGUUCGAGAACUUGGAUUCGAGAUGAAAGCAAAACCUUCAGAAAGGAUGAAGACAGAAGAAGAAUUGGCAAAAGAGGAGCAGGCGCGACUCCAGAAGCUCGAGGCAGAUCGGCUACGUCGAAUGCGUGGAAUAGAUGAACAAGAGACUAAAAAGAAACCCAGCCACGUGUCAGCUGAUGAUCUAGCUGACGGGUUUAUCCUGGACAAAGAUGACAGACGUUUAUUGUCUUACAAGGAUGGAAAAAUCAAUAUUGAAAAUGAAGAGGAAGAGGAGGACAAAGAACAGGAGGAGGAGGAGGAGGGGGAGGAAGAGGAGGAGGAGGAAGGGGAAGAAGAGGAAGGCGGGAAGGAGGAUAAUGAGAAUGACCGAAGUGAGGAAGAGUCUGCUGCUGAAGAUGAGGAGGAUGUUGCUGCAGACAACCACUCUGAUCUUGAAUCUGACCUUGAGAGUGAAGAAGAAGCUGCAGGAAAUAAAGAAGAGAGGAAAGAUGAGACAACUGGAAAUGAGUCACAGAAUAUGGAGGGACUGGAUCCAAAAAUGGAAGCUGCCAAAGCAGAGCUUCCUUAUACAUUUGCUGUUCCCGAAUCCUAUGAGAAAUUUAAGUCUUUAUUGGCUGGAAGAACAAUAGAGCAACAGCUUAUUAUUCUGGAAAGGAUUCAGAAAUGCAAUCAUCCAAGCCUUGCAGUGGGAAACAAAACAAAGUUGGAAAAACUGUUUGGCUUCCUUUUGGACUAUACUGGGGAGUUAGCAAACCUGGAUUUACCAGACCUCAAAGCAAUUGACAAACUCAUCCUGCCAUUGUACAAUCUCUGCCAGAUGUUUCCUGAGGCAGCCGGUGGCAGUAUGAAGUUUGUCCUUCGAGACGCCGCGCAUGACAUGGAAGAAGCAAUUGAAGUCAAAGGCCGUGCAACAUUUCCAGGUUUAGACACGCUUAUUUAUUUGAAAAUUACAUCUCUACUGUUUCCAACAUCUGACUUCCGGCAUCCAGUUGUAACUCCUGCUCUUAUAUACAUGAGUCAGCUACUUACUAAGUGUCGCAUCACAACGCUGCAAGAUGUUAUUAAAGGUUUAUUUAUAUGCUGUUUGUUCCUGGAAUACAUCUCUCUCUCCAGAAGAUUUGUACCAGAACUCAUCAAUUUUCUUGUUGGAGUACUUCACAUAUCGCUCCCUAAAAAGCAAGCCCAGGGCUAUACUGUAGUGCAUCCGUUCACACCAAUGGGGAAAAAUUUAGAGCUGCUUUUGGUGUGUGAUAAGAAGGAUUUGGAAAGUUGGCAGAAGCAAAAUUUGCCGUUGAGUAUUGUGAAUAGAUUAAAGGAAGCCAGCAGAACAGAAGUGAAUCAUAUCAGGUUAUCUUGUCUAGCCCUGUGUUUUGAUCUCAUUAAAAGAUGUGCAGUUCUGUAUGAGUCUUUACCAUCAUUCCAUGAAAUAAUGCAUCCUGUCAAAAUACUUCUUACGCAACAUGUGCCAGUGAAUGAAUAUCCUGAAAAAAUGCAGGAAUGGUAUCACGGUGCUCUGAAAGAGCUAGAGAACAAAGCAAAGCACUAUACUCCAUUGGUCUGUGAGAAAAAGAAGCCAGUGCCAUUGAAACAGUAUACGCCUAAGAUUGUGAAAGUUUUAGAGUUUGGAAGAAAGCAGGGAAGCAACAAGAAGGAGCAAGAAAGAAAGCGGUUGAUUCACAAGCAUAAACGUGAAUUUAAGGGAGCUGUUCGUGAGAUUCGGAAGGAUAACCAGUUUCUGGCUAGAAUGCAACUUUCAGAAAUCAUGGAGAGAGAUUCAGCCAGAAAGAGAAAAGUGAAAGAGCUUCUCAGUAGCCUUGCUACACAGGAGGGUGAAUGGAAAGCAAUGAAAAGGAAAAAAAUGAAGAAUUAAUUGGGACUAUCUACGGACAGAAAGUUUGGUUUUACUGACGUAUAAAAUGACCCAAUUCUAUGGCAUUUGCACAGAUUUUAGUUGCAUUGGUUGGAUGUAUUCCUUUUGAGGAAAACGACAUCAUCAGGUCUGUCUGAAAAAGUGAACCUGCUUAUUGGAUAAAUCCACAGGUUUUCGUAAGAAAAAAAAAUAAAAUAACAUUUUUGUAUGUGGUAUGCUUCUGUUUAUUUUAGCAACAGUGUAUUUGGAUAAAUAAUUAGAAUUCUCAAGAGUGUGUAAACAAGUUUUAGACUAUUUUGAACAAAAAAGAAAUGUACA
Cygnus olor (mute swan) is the source of this 3255-nucleotide messenger RNA. RefSeq names its product NOP14 nucleolar protein (gene NOP14). The transcript is spliced from 18 exons. Bases 289 to 2937 code for a protein of 882 amino acids. Gene Ontology annotation, cellular component: Noc4p-Nop14p complex; nucleolus; small-subunit processome. Gene Ontology annotation, biological process: maturation of SSU-rRNA. NCBI's taxonomy places the organism in Eukaryota, Metazoa, Chordata, Aves, Anseriformes, Anatidae. The record is from RefSeq and is a predicted model, not a curated record.